Mizuhopecten yessoensis (Yesso scallop) is the source of this 4319-nucleotide messenger RNA. RefSeq names its product serine/threonine-protein kinase PAK 1-like. NCBI's taxonomy places the organism in Eukaryota, Metazoa, Mollusca, Bivalvia, Pectinida, Pectinidae. The record is from RefSeq and is a predicted model, not a curated record. The coding region runs from base 232 to 1782 and encodes 516 amino acids. The transcript is spliced from 9 exons. Gene Ontology annotation, molecular function: ATP binding; protein serine/threonine kinase activity. Gene Ontology annotation, biological process: regulation of MAPK cascade; regulation of axonogenesis; protein phosphorylation. Gene Ontology annotation, cellular component: cytoplasm.
CCUGUUAUUUAUUUCCGGAUUGGCACAGGAAGAGUGAAAGAAUUAGCCUAAAAACUUUGUUGACCGUCUGUUCCUGUCUCGUCUGAGCAGCAGGGCUACGACAUUGGGGCUCAACAGAAUCAUCAGCAGCCAGAUAGUAUCCAUACCUGAUGAUGAUGGAGCUCAGAGGUUUAUGUUAAAACCUGCUGGAGAUCUCGCAAGCAAAGGGAAAGAUAUCACGAUCAGAUCAAGAUGAUCAGACAAAGUGGGCGCAUAUUAUUUGACAGGAUGCCUUUUGGCAAAAAGACAAAGAAGUCGACGUCGACAGAGGCGCCGGCGAUGGAGAUUUCUGCACCAACCAUGGUAAAACACAACUUCCAUGUUGGUUUUAACAAAGUCACAGGUUCUUUUGAGGGCCUGCCUCCUCAAUGGUCAACCUUACUGCAAUCUUCGAACAUCUCGUCGGAGGAACAGAAGGAAAACCCAGAGGCAGUCAUCAAUUCACUACGACUGUUUACAAAGUCUUUCAAACAUAAGCCUGCUGACCAUCAAAAAUAUCUAAAAGUAGCAACCACAAUUGAUGAAUCUGAUGAUGAUUUAGAUAGUGAGGAUGAUUCUUCAAGCCGAUCAAACAACCGUGACUCGGAUGAUCCCCCAACACCUCAUUUUGACAAUGGGGGGGACCCCCAGACUGACGUGUUUGUUCAGGUGCCAGACAAUAAGGACCUGAAACAGGCCAACUCUACCCAGAAGGAAGUCUCUAAAGACAAGAAAGAUGAGGUGGAUGCUGCCAAUGUUGACAGAGUCCUUGAGGCUUGUGCCAAGGUCAAAGUGAACGAUGAAACCAAAGAGGAAGAUGAUGCACCAGUUCGUCGAAACAAAACACAGAAGAAAAAUCUGUCUGACAUCGAAAUCAAUGCUGCCUUAGAAAAACUUGCCUCAUCUGGGAAUGCUUUAGAGAAAUAUAAUACACACAAGAAACUUGGAGCAGGGGCUUCAGGAACAGUUUGCAUGGCCAAUCCAAAAGAUCCAGCUGAGGCAGAUCAAGUCGUAGCCAUCAAGAUAAUGGACCUCAACAACCAGCCCAAGAAGGAGCUGCUCAUCACAGAAAUAGAAGUUAUGAAAACACACAAACAUCAGAACAUUGUCAACUUCCUUGACUGUUACUUCCUGGACGUUAAACAGGAGUUGUGGGUGGUGAUGGAGUAUUUAGAUGGGGGAGCGUUAACUGAUGUUGUCACGGAAACAAUAAUGAAUGAGGGACAGAUUGCUGCUGUGACACGCGAGUGUUUACAGGCCUUAGAUUUUCUCCACUCUAGAAGUAUUAUCCACCGGGACAUUAAAAGUGACAAUGUACUACUAGGCAUGAACGGGGCUGUUAAGUUGACAGACUUUGGUUUCUGUGCCCAGUUAAGUGGAGACAACUGUAAAAGACAAACCAUGGUUGGUACACCCUAUUGGAUGGCACCAGAGGUCGUGUCCAGAAAACACUAUGACAAGAAGGUAGACAUCUGGAGUAUGGGAAUUAUGAUAAUUGAGAUGUUGGAGGGGGAACCUCCUUACCUGAACGAGACCCCACUGAAAGCAAUCUAUCAUAUUGCGGCCAAGGGAAAGCCGGAGAUAAAAGACAUCCACAAACUGUCCAAGGAGCUACAGGUAUUCCUCGAUAUGACCCUAGAUGUGGCAGUGGACAAACGAGCAGACACAGCGGCACUCCUGAAGCAUGAGUUCCUCCUCAAGGCUAAGCCUCUCUUGUCACUCAAGCCACUCAUAGUGGCCGCUAAGAAUGCCACCGGCCACUGAGUCAUCAGUAUGCCUGAGUGCAUUAUUGUCCUAACAUCAGUUAUAGAAUGUAAUGGGGUCAUUAUAUCCUGGUAGAAACAACCAAAGUAAAGGUGUUACAGUUGACAAUCAUUUGUCUGUAAGUUCAAUAACUUUCAGAUAAAUGGUAAUUCUUAUUAACAAACAAUGUGUUAUGUUUUGUAAUUUUAAUCUCCAUUGGACAUGUAUUUCAAUAUAAAAGUAGUCUGUUCUGUUCACUGAAUAGUUACACAUCAAAAUAUGAUUGAUAUUAAUAUUAAUUAUCACAAUAUUCAAAGAGAUUUGAGAUCUAGAUAAAACAAUAUUUUUGGUCCCUUUUUUAAAUUAAUUUUAAAUGGAGUAAUGGACUCAUAUUUGUAUAUGAUGUCACAAGACGUUUAUAUAGCAAUACAAGAUUUCAGAAGACAAACGAAGUAGAUUUUACAGAACCAAUGGGAGAGUUUUGAAGCAUUGGUAGGUAUGGACCGUGGGAUCUGAUGUUAGUUCCUAGGAAGCUUAACCAUUGAUGCUUUGAAGGCCUGUAUUAACAUUAACAGGUCUAUACCAUUUGAAACAUUUUUUAUUGAAAAGUAAGCAAUCCAGUUGAUAUGCUGAAUGAAAGGGUCCAAACUUAAGGCGUUGGUAUUUUAUUCCUGAAUAAAGUAUCCAAGGGAAAUAACUCUAUUGACGUGUAGAAUUUGUGGAGUUUUAAGUCUACUAUAAAUUACAUAGCUGACCAACAAAAAGAGUUUUCUUUAAGCUGAGGUGAGUUCAAGCUGAGUGUGAGGCUUUGGUGUCUACUAUACUAUUAGGUCACAUACCCUCAGAUUCCAGCUCAAGCUGAGUAUGACGAUACGUUUCAACCUUAAUAUCAUUUACACUAUAAGUCCACUACGAGCUUCGUUUGAGCUUAGGUUGGUCAGAUGUGUUGAAAGUGUGAUAAAUCUCUAUACUGGGAUAAGAAAUGAGAUAUAGGGUUUAUAGACAAGGUACUUAGGUAAGCUUAACACACAUUGCCCAAGGUUGAUCAGCUAUACACAGAACAAAGAUGUAAAGCCCCAUCAAUCAAUCAAAGCUAAACAGUUUGUAUCAAUGCUGGCCAAUGUUUAUAACAAAUAAUAUGCAAAAAAAAAAGAAGAUAAAAAAUAUGAAGAAAUGUUACUUCAUAUUUUAUUGAAUGUUGACGAAUAAUUCAUUUGAAUGUAUAGGUAGUAAACAUAUUUGUUGACAUUAUUGUUCUCAUUGAAAUUACAUGCAUGAAGUUUUAAAUUUUUAUGAACUUUUCAUGUGUAUUUUAUUGUUUUUGAUAUCAUACUUAACUAUUUAUAUAUAUGCUAAUGCUUAUAGCUAAUUCAGUGAAAAAAUGGAUCCUUGAUAUAUAGAUUUGUGCAUUCCACAUAACAUCUCGUUUACUUUUGAUAGAAUCAGCCGGAAAGUUCUCUUCAUAUUUGAUAAAAAAUUGAACUGACCUAUUUUCAUAUUAUUGACAUGAUGUCAUUAUCAUUGGUUACAAGGUCCUGGAUUGUGUUCAGUAAAGGAGCUGCAAAAUGUUGUGUAGGAAUGGUCAUAUAUCAGGACAUGGAUAUAACAAUGGAUAAUUUUAGGAUUGACAUAGAUAUUGUAAGAGAUUCAAAGUAAAGCUACCAGUCAAAUUUAGAUAUUACAGUUAUAUUGGAAAGGGACUACUUGGUCAACCUUUUUUAUGUGCAGAAAAAUAUGUUUCAGUUUUCAUUUGUUGAAAUAUACUUUCAGUGAUCUUAUAGACUGAAUUCAAAAUAUUGUAUUUUUUAGCUUAAGAACUAGUAAGAAAGACAGUAAAAUAGCUGAAAAUCAGUAAGGAUUCUAGAAGCAUUUAUUUUUUGUAUCAUAUAACUGCAUUUUGAUAAAAAAAAGAAAACGUUUUGAUAAAAACAACUUAACAUUGCUCUUCAAAACAUUACAGAUAUGUAUUGCACAGAUAUUUUAUAUUACCUGGUAUACCAAGCUUCAAAUUUCUCUUCUGAUUUUGUUUGUCAUCAAAUCACUCCUAAAAGAAAAUAUAUCAUGUCUACAGUCGCUAAAACUUCAUCCAACUGAAUUGUUUCCCAUCAUGCUGAAGCUGUCGACUGGACAUCAGUGGUAUGCAGAAUUGUCACAUCAAUAUUUAAUGUGUAAUUGUCUCCCUUAGCAUCAUCUGUAUUAUGACAACACGAAUGUGUUCCCUCAUGUGCUCUAUUCACACUGAAACAUUUUUAACCAUGUUUUUGCGAUUUGAUUUUUUUUGACGAAGUGAUAUUUUGUGAACCUUUUAGAAAUUUUCAUUAUACAUGAGUGACAAACAAUUAAAAAUGAAAGCAACGAAAUAAUUUAGCACUGAUCAUGUUUACUUUUGAGAAUAUUGUAGUGGUUGAUGUGGGGUUUGUUUGUGAAGAGCUUUGUGGACUAUCAUUAGUCUCACUAGAACCCAUGGUUUUGACUGAUAAUGAUAUUACUGAUGAUGUGAUGGCUAGUAGUUUUAUAUAUAUAGGUAGGAUAUCUAGAGAAGAGUUAUUUAACGGCUA